Alnus glutinosa is the source of this 1043-nucleotide messenger RNA. RefSeq names its product germin-like protein subfamily T member 2. Gene Ontology annotation, molecular function: manganese ion binding. Gene Ontology annotation, cellular component: cell wall. Bases 88 to 756 code for a protein of 222 amino acids. The record is from RefSeq and is a predicted model, not a curated record. The transcript has a single exon. NCBI's taxonomy places the organism in Eukaryota, Viridiplantae, Streptophyta, Magnoliopsida, Fagales, Betulaceae.
ACAUGGGAAGACAGAUAUAAAUAGAACCUUGAUCUUCAACCACUAAACAACUCAGUUACCUCUAGAAAGCAAGCCUGAUCAGCCACGAUGAAUCCAUCAACUAGUUCAUCCUUCUACAUGCUAUCUUGCCUCGUUGUGUUAGUGCUUCUUCCUUUGCCAUCCCUCUUGGCUGACCCUGACUCAUUACAGGACUUCUGCGUCGCUGAUUUGAGUGCCUCUACGUCAGUUAAUGGCUUUCUUUGCAAACCUGCAUCAAAUGUAAGUUCAGAUGAUUUUUUCUUUGAUGGAUUGAGCAAAGAGGGAAACACAACAAACAUCUUUGGCUCGAAUGUCACCGCUGCUAAUGUCCUUACAUUUCCUGGGCUUAACACUCUUGGGAGUUCAAUCAACCGAGUGGACUUUGCCAUUGGAGGAGUUAAUCCACCCCACUCUCACCCUCGUUCAACUGAGACUGAUCUGGUCAUUUCAGGGCAGGUACUUGUCGGGUUUGUGACAACUGGGAACGUGUAUUUCUCAAAAGUUUUGACUACUGGGCAGAUCUUUGUCAUUCCUAAGGGACUCGUACACUUCCAAAGGAAUGUUGGACCAGGGAAGGCCCUUAUCUUCACCACUUUCAACAGCCAAUUGCCAGGGGCUGCCGUCGUGCCAUUAAAUCUCUUUGCUUCAACACCAUCGAUUCCUAACGACGUGUUGACUAAGACCUUCCAAGUAGGAGAUGAUGUUGUCAAUUCCAUUAAAUCCAAGUUCGGUUCUUAAGCUUAUGAGGCCUUCCAGAUAGCCUCCCCUGCAUUGAUUUGAAGAUUGUGCCUCAAUUUUCUCAUUCUGUUAUUCUGGUUAUCUAUCUGUGUUGUUAUGGUUAUUCACUUAUUCUUGAAUUAUACAAUAAAGGUGAUGUUUUAGUUUUAUUUAGAUCUUAUUCUUGAAAUAUACAAUGGGCUUGGCCCAAAGUCAAGUUAUGCUUUGUUAGUGUUUAUUUAAAUGCUCUUUUGUACUCCUACGGAGAUAUUUUAUAAUGAUCAAUAAAUAAAGUUUGUUUCUUUUGA